Frieseomelitta varia is the source of this 2954-nucleotide messenger RNA. RefSeq names its product GATA zinc finger domain-containing protein 15-like. The coding region runs from base 342 to 2549 and encodes 735 amino acids. The record is from RefSeq and is a predicted model, not a curated record. The transcript is spliced from 10 exons. Lineage: Eukaryota; Metazoa; Arthropoda; Insecta; Hymenoptera; Apidae.
UAAAUAUGAGCGUUGAUCAUUCGAAUGUGUAAUAAAAUUGAAAUAAACUUUUGUAACAUAUGCAUAUUUUAUUGUAAUUCAAACUUUAGAAUGAACAAUGUUCCAUUUCCAGUCAGUGAAUUUAUCCCGCCGUUGUGAGGUUCGUACUUUCACAAUGGCGGAGAAGUAUUACACUACUCAGUAUCAAAUUUGUGAUGUGAUUUUAAUAUUUUAAACAAUUCUGGAAUAAUUCAUUGUUGUGUCAAGCUGAAAAGAAUUCGUAUGAUUAAAAAACUAUCCGCAAAUUGAGUAGUUUAAAAAGGUUUAAUCGUCUUAGCGGAAACUCAAAUAAUAAAUGGAAAAUGCCUCAGAUACUAAGACGAAAAAAAGCUAAAAGAUCACAAAAGAGGGUAUUAGUUAAAAGAAGACAUUUUUUAACAAGUUUUCAUGAAACUAAAUCUUACAAACCAUUAUGUAAACAGUUACAAAAUAAUAACAACUUAUUGGCAAAAGCACUAUCUAAAGAGAGACAUGAAAGUCAACUAUUAUUUUCUCAGAAUGUUGCUUUAAUUGCUGAAGUGCAGGAUUUAGGUUUGGCCUGUAAUAAACGUGAUGCUAUUAUAUCAAAUGUUUUAAAGAAUGCUAAAGAAAUGCUUAAAAUGUUAGUAACAAUGAGUGGUUACUUGACAAAUACAAUUGCAUCAUGUCAAGAAUUUGCAGAAUCUGUUACUACAAACAUGCAGAUGACCUAUAACUCUAAUGGACAAAAGGAAUCAUUGAAAAGACUGUCAAUAAAAUCUCCAACUAGAGGAGUAGUGAAACCUAUGGUGAGCGGUUACACCAUUACAAAACCCACCAUUAAUUUAAGUAGAUUAAAUAUGCAACAUAUUAAUAAUUCAUCAAACUUAAGUAUAAUACCAGAAAUAAGAACACCCCCUAGAAAUCAAGAAUUGGACAAUUCGAUUUCUCCUAAUGGUGUCUCUGUAAGACGUACGUGUAAAAAUGGUCGCACAUACAGAAUGCCUGAAAGAUUAACUGCUACUUCACCAAGAGAUAGUGAUGAAAGUGAAAGAAGAUUCAGUGAGAGGAAUAAUAGGCAUUCUACUGGAAAAAUGUCAGGAAGAAUGUCAGGGAAGCUUUCAAAAUCAAAGUCAAGAUUGUCGAGAAAUAGUAACUCUAGUAACUCAAGUAACUCUAGUAUUGAAAAUUUCGAAUAUAUAGGAAGUCCUAGAGUAAAACUUAAUGAUGUAUCGAAAUUAUUGCAAAAUUCUCAUACUAUUAAUAUUCGAACGUUAACUGAGAAUCAGAAUAAUCAAGAGGUCGAUGGUUCGAAAUGUAAUAAUGUAGUAAACUCUGAGGAUUCUCAGGCAGAAAUUAUACCAACAACAUCACCUUCCAAUGAUUCCAUAGAUAGUAAUGAUAAAACGACCGAGAGCAAAAAUGAACAGAGUAAUAAUGAAUUGAAUACUACGAAUGAACAUUGUUCGUCAAAUUGGGAAGAUCCUCUUGAAGGACCAAGUUGGUUAUUUAAUAAUUCCCAAGUCGUGCCUUCCUUUAGAAGUAAAGACAAAAAGACUGAUGAUAUGAAUGUUUCUAAUGGUGAUAGUAUGAGUUUGGUAUUAACAGAAAAAGAAUCAAAUAAUGUAUUUGAUAAUGAUAAAACUAUGCAAGAAAUGUCAAACACACAUGCAAAUCAUGCGAAUAACUUUGAGAAUAGUGAACAAGUGAAUAAUGAAGAUGAAUCUAACGUGCAUCAGCAUAAUGAGAACAACGAAAUAUGUAACGAAAUUGUAGUGGCAGAUACAAAUGACAAUGAAUGCAAGAGUGCCCCUCUAAAUUUCAUUACACAAAGACGAGGCUGUUUCGAAAAUGAGGAUGAAGAUGAUUUUACAUUGAUAUAUACAAAGCAACCACGAAACAUGCAUUUCGAUAUAAAUGAUUUAAGGUUGCCAGUUCUAGAACAGUCUGCUUUGAAACCGACAACUCCAGCUGAACCAGAACCAGAAAUAACGACUACCCUUCGAAAAAUAUCCGAAAUUUGUCCAAUACCGUCGGUUUCGCAUAACUUGGUUCGUAACACUUUGGACGAAUCUGCAUUUAAUCAGUCUACCGUGAAAUUACCACUACUUCUGAAUGAUGAUUGUGAGGAUGUAGAGUCGACGUCAGUAAAAAAGAAAUCGAAAAUGUCGCAGCAAAAGAGCAAAAAGAAGAAGGAAACUGCAGCACAAUCUAAUGAUGAUUUUGUUGCUAAUACACCACCGUUCAAGAAAAAUAAUUUGUACAAAAGAAAAAAGAAUAAACCCGUGAAAGAUCCAAGUACUGUCAAGGUAGUGUUGCAAAAGUUGAAUGAAUCUGAUGUUAAAUCUAGAACACCUUCUCCGAAUGAAACAGUUUCUCACAAUUCUAAUCAGAAUUUAAGUGUUAUAUCUUCCCGUGCGGAUAAUUCAAGUGAUUCAGAAAGUAGUACAAGUACCAAUAGUUUGUUUGCUUGUAAUCGACCAAGACGAAAACGUACUCCGGUUGCUUAUCAUGAGCCUAAUUUGAUAAAGAAAUUACGAAGGAAUCAGUAAUUAUGUUACAACAUUUGUCAAUACUCGAGAAAGAAUUAAUAAAAUACAGUAAUGUAUUUCUGAAACACUGAUAUUCCUUUUGAUGUAAAUAAGUUAUUAGUGUGUAUGAAAAAUUUGGGACAGAUCUUCUCGAAAAAGAAAAGAAACAAGGAAAACAGAAAUUAAAUUAAUUUCAUUAAACAUUUAAUAAUUAUAAAGCAAGUUUACAUUUUGAACAGUUUUGCUUCCAUUGUUGCGCACAUUUUUAUUGAACUAGCAAUUGUUAAUUAUUUACAGGAAAUCGGCUUGCUUUGACGUCGUCAUAGCUUCGAUGAGUUUGGCUUCCUCUCGUAGUAUUGUUUGUAUGUUGUACCAUUUGUAUUCUUAACUAUGUUUCAAUGAAUAAACAAAUAUUUGAGAACAUUA